Messenger RNA from Haliotis rufescens (red abalone), 1170 nucleotides. RefSeq names its product extensin-like. The record is from RefSeq and is a predicted model, not a curated record. The transcript has a single exon. The coding region runs from base 1 to 1170 and encodes 389 amino acids. NCBI's taxonomy places the organism in Eukaryota, Metazoa, Mollusca, Gastropoda, Lepetellida, Haliotidae.
AUGGAAGCGUGGACCCAAUUCACAUCCACACCAACUUGUCCAUCCAACACCCCAGUCCCAUACCCGCUCCCACGCCAACUUGUCCAUCCAACACCCAGUCCAAUACCCGCUCCCACGCCAACUUGUCCAUCCAACACCCAGUCCUAUACCCGCUCCCCCGCCAACUUGUCCAUCCAACACCCCAGUCCUAUACCCGCUCCCACGCCAACUUGUCCAUCCAACACCCCAGUCCCAUACCCCCUCCCACGCCAACUUGUCCAUCCAACACCCAGUCCAAUACCCGCUUCCACGCCAACUUGUCCAUCCAACACCCAGUCCUAUACCCGCUCCCACGCCAACUUGUCCAUCCAACACCCAGUCCAAUACCCGCUCCCACGCCAACUUGUCCAUCCAACACCCAGUCCAAUACCCGCUCCCACGCCAACUUGUCCAUCCAACACCCAGUCCAAUACCCGCUCCCACGCCAACUUGUCCAUCCAACACCCAGUCCUAUACCCGCUCCCACGCCAACUUGUCCAUCCAACACCCCAGUCCCAUACCCGCUCCCACGCCAACUUGUCCAUCCAACACCCCAGUCCUAUACCCGCUCCCACGCCAACUUGUCCAUCCAACACCCAGUCCAAUACCCGCUCCCACGCCAACUUGUCCAUCCAACACCCAGUCCUAUACCCGCUCCCACGCCAACUUGUCCAUCCAACACCCCAGUCCUAUACCCGCUCCCACGCCAACUUGUCCAUCCAACACCCCAGUCCCAUACCCGCUCCCACGCCAACUUGUCCAUCUAACACCCCAGUCCUAUACCCGCUCCCACGCCAACUUGUCCAUCCACCUCCCCAGUCCUAUACCCGCUCCCACGCCAACUUGACAUCCAACACCCCAGUCCCAUACCCGCUCCCACGCCAACUUGUCCAUCCAACGCCCCAGUCCCAUACCCGCUCCCACGCCAACUUGUCCAUCCAACGCCCCAGUCCUAUACCCGCUCCCACGCCAACUUGUCCAUCUGACACCCCAGUCCUAUACCUGCUCCCACGCCAACUUGUCCAUCCAACAGCCCAGUCCCAUACCCGCUACCCCGCCAACUUGACAUACAACACCCCAGUCCUAUACCCGCUACCACGCCAACUUGACAUACAACACCCCAGUCCUAUACCCGCUCCCACGCCAACUUGA